Messenger RNA from Entamoeba invadens IP1, 1264 nucleotides. RefSeq names its product protein kinase domain containing protein. The annotation marks the transcript as partial. The record is from RefSeq and is a predicted model, not a curated record. Lineage: Eukaryota; Evosea; Mastigamoebida; Endamoebidae. The transcript has a single exon.
AUGGCGGUUGCCCUAUAUAUAUGUUUAUAUUUAAUCGAAUUAACAAGUGGACAAGAGUGCCAAUGCUACCCAAUUGGAACAAAAUCAAGCGACAUGUUUUCACCUGCGGGUUGUGAAAAUACAACAACGCACUCCUAUUGUCUUGAAAAUGAUUUUUAUUAUGACACCGAUUCGACUUAUAACGAAACUAUAAUUCAGAAAACGCUUACAAUAAAUUCAACUAAAAGUUUUAAACUAUCAAAUUAUUUUCGAUUAGUUGACAACGUGGUUCUCACACAAAAUGGCGCAUUUCAUGUUGUAAAUAAAACUACUAUUGGAGCAAACUCACAGCUUCUUGUCAACACUUUUUAUUCACUUGCUGGUGAUUUUCAAUUGGAAAAUCCUCAAUUAAAUCGUCCACAAAUAAUUCUUUGGAAUUCUUCAUAUCUUCAUUUAAAUAGGAACAUAACUAAUAGAGUCGAUUUCCAAAUUAAAAACCCCAUUGGCAACACAAAGUGCUUUGACGCGUUUUCUCUCAAUAAUGGCAACAAUUUAAAUAUCAAUGAAGUCGAUAACAAUUGCAUUUUGUCAACAAUGUUUCCUUACAAAUUUGAUGAUGGAACUGGAUAUCUUAUAUCAAGUCAAAGACUCCUUAGAUUCUGUCCUAAUGGUACUAAUUUAGCAAAUACAGUGACGUGCACGUUGAUUAAGAGAUUAUACACUGAUGCAAACUAUUCACCAAAUUAUUCACCACAAACAUUUGACUAUCCACAUUGUCCGUGUAAUAGUGAUAAGACUUUAAAUUGUGAAUUAAAAUUGUUUGGGCAAAUCAGUUCGUUUGAAUUUAAUACAAAAUCCUUGGAUAACACUCAUAUAUUCGUCGAAAAAAACGUCUCACUUGCUAAUUUAAAAUAUCCAAAGAAAAUUACAAUUGCAGACGACGUGAAUCUCAAUUUUUAUGGAAGAAUGUCAAAUACAGUGUUUUAUUACUCUUUUGGAGAGAUCAAAUUUGAUGCAAACCAAAUACCUUUUACAACGCCUUGUUCAGUCAAAUUUGACACUUCAACGAACACAUUUUCAUGUAACAAGGAUAUGAUCUUUUCGGUCAAUUUUACUAAGAAAUUUGAGACCUUUGUGAUCAACAGUCUUUCAGAAAUCACUUCACUGAAUUUGUUUUCAAAUUCUACUGUGUUUAUAUUGGGGAAAACUAAACUAAAUAAUAUUGUGCCAAUGUAUUUUGGGGAGUUUGAUAAGAGUUAUGUUAUAAUGAAUGAUGGAACAUCUA